This is a messenger RNA of Hibiscus syriacus, 966 nucleotides long. RefSeq names its product flowering time control protein FY-like. Lineage: Eukaryota; Viridiplantae; Streptophyta; Magnoliopsida; Malvales; Malvaceae. The record is from RefSeq and is a predicted model, not a curated record. Gene Ontology annotation, cellular component: mRNA cleavage and polyadenylation specificity factor complex. Bases 1 to 966 code for a protein of 321 amino acids. Gene Ontology annotation, molecular function: protein binding. The transcript is spliced from 9 exons.
AUGGUGUCUUCUUCUUAUGUUUGGUCCUUUAUUCCGGGAGUUAUGCUUUGGACUAUAUGGAAAUUCAGAAACGAAGUGGUGUUCGAAGGAAGGUCUUUAGAUCAGGUUGAGGUAUUUUUCAUGGCUAGGAUUAGGCUAGCUUCAUGGUUCUUAGCCAAGUUCAACGAUGUACCUAUCUCUAAAGACUCUAUUAUUAGUAAUCCAUCUAUUGCAGAUUCUUUUUGUAAGGAUUGGCGAAAGAGUGGUGUAGGUGGCCUAUUAAGAGAUGAAUUCGGCGAUAUCAAGGGUUCUUUCAAGGAAACACCUGGUCCAGGCCCUCCUACUUUAAUGGAACUCAUAGCCAUCAAAAGGGGCCAUGGUUGGGAUGUCAAAAAUGUAGAUUGGCACCCUACAAAAUCCUUAUUGGUUUCAGGCAGAAAAGACAACCUUGUGAAGCUUUGGGAUGCUAAGACAGGGAGAGAGCUUUGCUCUUUCCAUGGCCACAAAAACACAGUACUUUGUGUCAAAUGGAAUCAAAAUGGUAACUGGUUGUUGACUGCUGGAAAGGAUCAGAUCAUCAAGCUAUAUGAUAUCAGAGCUAUGAAGGAACUUGCAUCUUUCCGAGGCCACAGGAAGGAUGUGACUGCAUUGGCUUCGCACCCAUUCCAUGAAGAAUAUUUUGUCAGUGGGAGUUUUGACGGAUCCAUUUUCCAUUGGGUUGUUGGGCGUGAAACUCCACAGGUUGAAAUUCCUAAUGCACAUGAUAAUAGCGUGUGGGAUAUUGCUUGGCAUCCUAUUCGAUAUCUUCUAUGCAGUGGUAGCAAUGAUCACAUGACGAAGUUUUGGUGCAGAAAUAGACCAGGAGAUACUACUCGUGAUAAAUAUAACAAGGGACAGAACCAAGGUUUCUACUUAUUGCAUUGCUCUUUACCAUUUUCAUCUCUUCCCCAUAAUGGGCAGGAAAACAAGUUGCAGUUAUUUAUUUAA